Messenger RNA from Lactuca saligna, 426 nucleotides. Lineage: Eukaryota; Viridiplantae; Streptophyta; Magnoliopsida; Asterales; Asteraceae. The record is from the annotation of a GenBank genome assembly.
AUGGACAAAGAACAGCAAUACGAACGUGUAUUCAGACAUCUGGACAAGAAUGGUGACGGGAAGCUAUCACCACCGGAGCUCCAAAUUUGCAUGGGGAAGAUUGGUGAGGAGUUGUCAUUGGAGGAGGCGGAGAUUGUAGCUGAGUUAAUAGACUCAGAUGGUGAUGGAUUUUUGAGCUUUGAUGACUUGGUUAAAAUGGUGGAAGGUGCAAAUGAAGAAGAAAAGGCGAAUGAUUUGAAGAUGGCGUUUCGAAUGUAUGAAGAAGUUGAGGGGUGUGGUUGUAUAACGCCCAAGAGUUUGAGGAGGAUGCUUAGCAAACUAGGAGAGUCGAGAAGUGUGGAUGAAUGUAAGUUGAUGAUCGCCAAGUUCGACCUCGAUGGCAACGGGUUCCUUGAUUUCGGCGAGUUUCAGGACUUGAUGUCAUGA